Messenger RNA from Thelazia callipaeda (thelaziosis nematode), 210 nucleotides. NCBI's taxonomy places the organism in Eukaryota, Metazoa, Nematoda, Chromadorea, Rhabditida, Thelaziidae. The record is from the annotation of a GenBank genome assembly.
AUGCAUCCGAAACCGUCAGCGAAGGGAGCGAAGAAGGCUGCCAAAUCGCACAAAGCGAGGAGUGGGGAUAAAAAGCGUCGUCUUCGGCCAGAUUCAAAGGAAUCAAAUGAUGUCGAGGUUCAAACCCAUAUUAAUUUCGUCAAUAAGCAAAUGGUGUUUGUUGAUGUUUUGAUUAAUGCAGUGACGUUGGGGACUGCCAAGAGAUAUUGA